Striga hermonthica is the source of this 738-nucleotide messenger RNA. The record is from the annotation of a GenBank genome assembly. NCBI's taxonomy places the organism in Eukaryota, Viridiplantae, Streptophyta, Magnoliopsida, Lamiales, Orobanchaceae.
AUGGCUGAACCCACCUCGGCCCUCUGCUUUUCCGCCUUCUCCAGCUCGAUCCCUUUCGCUAAGGAGUCGCCGUUAUCGUCUCCCCCGACCUUCUCUUUUGCUUCGCGCAGAUUCCCCUCGCAGCUCGAUCGACGCCGAUCGCCGCCGCUAGGGUUCUCCUUGAAAGCAUCCGGGUCGGCCCAUUUCCCCGGAGAUGACGAUUUCGGGCUCUACCCGUGGGAAAAUCUGGAUGCAGCUGAAUCUUAUGUGCAGUGGGUUUCAGAGGACAGAGUGACAUUGUUUACUUGUGAUGGUCUGAUCCAAAUUGGCGGGAAUCUUGUUCCGCGUCGGGUUUCUUCGGCCGACAAGAAACAAGGGAAGGCGAAAGUAUCUCAAAGAUCUCUACGGUUUCAAGAGAGCAAUUACAUGGAUCCAAAUCAAAGCCUAUGCUUGGGUGCACUUUUUGACAUUGCAGCAACUAACGGUCUUGAUAUGGGUAGGCGUCUCUGUAUUUUUGGCUUCUGCCGCUCGAUUGAGAUGCUUUGCGAUGUCGUGGAGGACACUGUUUUGGAGCAUGGUGGAGAGGUAGUUGUGACAGCCGAGAAGGCGACGAAGGAGGGUUUGCACGAAAAGCUAAAAAUGACUGUUGCAGUGCCGUUGCUUUGGGGGGUCCCACCGGCUUCAGAGACUCUUCACUUUGCGGUUAGGAGUGGGGGUGGGAUUGUGGACAAGGUUUAUCGGCAAUGGGACUUCCUGUAG